CGGAUAUUCUCACAGUCGAGUGUUUUAGGUAGAGAGAAAGAGGCAGCGCACAAAGAUGAUGUCUUUGAGAGUCAAUUCACCAAUCUCAUCUUCAACUUUCUCACAUCUUCUCCUCCAUAAACCCAAACCCAUCUUCCCACUCUCUCUAAUCUCAAAACCCUUUUCUCAAACAAGAAAAUUCUCCAUCAAAAUGUCUUCUUCAACUCAAACAAUAGAACACAUAGUCCUUUUCAAAGUCAAUGAAAAGACAGAACCCACAAAGAUCAACACAAUGCUUAAUCGCCUAAACAAUCUGAUUUCAUUAGAUCAAGUCCUAUACUUAUCAGCAGGACCCAUUUUCAGAAACAAAUCAGCUUCAUCUUCAUACAAUUUCACUCAUCUGUUACACAGUAGGUACAAAUCCAAAGAAGAUUUGAAUGGUUAUGGUGUUCACCCAGAUCAUCAAUCUGUUGUUAAAGAGAAUGUUUUGCCAAUCUGUGAUGAAAUCAUGGCUGUUGAUUGGGUUUCUAAUCUUGAAAAUGGGUCUUCUUCUUUGGUGGUUAAACCUGGAUCUGCAAUGAAAAUUACAUUCUUGAAAUUGAAAGAGGGUUUAGGUGAGACUGAAAAAGGGGUUGUUUUGAAUACUAUUAGUGGGAUUAAAAAUGGGGUUGGAAAGGAUUUUAUUGAACAGAUUAGUUUUGGUGAGAAUUUUUCUCCCAGAGCUAAAGGGUUUACUAUUGGGUCUAUUGCUGUGUGUGGUGGAGUGGAGGAGUUGGAUAAGUUGGAUUUGAAUCAAGAGGGUGUGGAGAAAGAGAAGGAAAAGGUUAGAGAUUUGUUGGAUGGUGUUAUUGUUUUGGAUUAUGUUGUUCCUAAUUCACUGUCUACUGCUAAUCUUUGAAUGGUAAUGGUGAGGUGUUAGUAAUAAAGUUACAAUCUUUGGACUUGAAAUGUUGCAUGGAUUGAACAAUUUGAGAAAUGGGUUUAUGAGAAUUAUCAAUUUGAGUACUUGCUUUUUAUGUUACGAAAUCAGGGUAUUAGUAAUUGUUGCUUAGUUUUUUCUUGUGACAUUUGAACUUUUUAAUGCAUGUUGUUCUGA
Molecule: messenger RNA, 1075 nt
Organism: Papaver somniferum (opium poppy)
Lineage: Eukaryota; Viridiplantae; Streptophyta; Magnoliopsida; Ranunculales; Papaveraceae
Product: stress-response A/B barrel domain-containing protein UP3-like
Exons: 1
Coding region: 56-877 (273 amino acids)
Source: RefSeq, a predicted model, not a curated record